AUGCAAAGCUCCUGGAUAUUUCCCAAAAGACUUUUUACUUACUCUGUUGCAUCCAAGUAUGUUGCCGCUCUGGCAAUUCUGCUCGUAGCGUUAGUGGUGAAGUUGAGAUAUACCGCUGGAGCGGGAUUGGUAGGUUUGGUAUUGGUGAAUAUUAUGGGAUUUAAUACUACGCUCUCGGCUGUAAUUAUUCAUUGGACGGCGACGGAAACGAAUUUGGGAGCGGCGGAGAGUAUCAGAUCAAUUGUGUGUGGGACUCCGGAUGAGAGUCGAAAAGAGAUUGUAGAGGUAGAGGUAGAGGUAAAAGUAGAGGUAAAGGUAGAGAUAAAAGCAGAAAUAGAGAUUAGUCUAGUUCGAAUUGAAAAUCUAAAAGCAUCGUAUUCCAAAGAUCAAGAACCAUGCUUACGAAACAUCAAUCUUGAUAUUCCCGCAGGUCAAAAAAUCAAUAUCUGCGGUGCUUCCGGCGCGGAAAAAUAA
Molecule: messenger RNA, 474 nt
Organism: Botrytis porri
Lineage: Eukaryota; Fungi; Ascomycota; Leotiomycetes; Helotiales; Sclerotiniaceae
Exons: 3
Coding region: 1-474 (157 amino acids)
Biological process (GO): transmembrane transport
Cellular component (GO): membrane
Molecular function (GO): ATPase-coupled transmembrane transporter activity
Source: RefSeq, a predicted model, not a curated record